AUGAGACGAAGCGUGACCUACUCCACCUCGUCCGACCUCGUGCCCCGGUCGACCCACCGCCCCAGCCUCAGCGUGCACCACAUGCGCGUGGGAGACAAGACGGCGGACACAGAGACCGAGCCGCGCUUGGGCGUCAUCGCCCGCCUAAUGGUCAAAUUCACAAAGCCGUUCAAGAAGGGCACAGACACCCAGCAUACAGAGGAGGAGCCGGUCGACAGGACCCCGGAAGUGGUGGAGUCCAUAUCGGCGGUUGCCAUAUCCCCACCGUCGUCGCCUCCGAUACGCAAGCUUAUGAUCGAUGCGCCGUACACAUUAGCGGACCAUCCUUUCGUCAAGCAGCACCCAUAUCCGAUCAAGAUCCGCGACCCGCGACCCAGCACCUCGAGCAGUAUCCGGAUACAGGGAUGA
Molecule: messenger RNA, 408 nt
Organism: Cutaneotrichosporon cavernicola
Lineage: Eukaryota; Fungi; Basidiomycota; Tremellomycetes; Trichosporonales; Trichosporonaceae
Exons: 2
Coding region: 1-408 (135 amino acids)
Source: RefSeq, a predicted model, not a curated record